UGGGCACAACCCCGAUAAACACACAGAUUAGUGUGUGCUGCCGUACUUCUCAGUAUUUCUCCCAGUUUAGAUCCGCGUUUCCCUUUCGCUGCUCCCCUCCGAUCCCCAAUAAGGCCGGCAGCAUGGAGGACACGCCGCCGCAGCCUCAGGCGGCGCACGCAUCUCCUCCGUUCCCGGCGAUCUUCACCCCUCCGAGCGCUCUCUCCUCGACGUCCUUGCGGGGCAGCCCCACCGUCCCCAGCCCCGCGCACUUCAGCACACCACCGGGCCCGCCCGUCUUCUCCUCGCCGCUGCGUCCCGCCGCCGUGCCAUUCCGCACUACCCCGAUCUCCCCUCAGGCGGUACCCUUCGCCUCCCGCACCGCCUCCUCAUCGUCCUCCGUCUCCCUCCCCACAUCCUCCGCGCCGCACACCAUGAACGGCGCGGCCACCCCUCACAGCCACGCGCCCUCCGUGGCGCCGUCUCUGGAGGACUCCAGCAUCGACUCCCCAUACGUCCUCUUCUCUGCCCGCAAGGUCCUGAAGCAGAAGAAACUGCUGAAUGCCCCUAGCUUGGGGUUCGGAGCUCUUGUUUCACCAGGGAGGGAGGUAUCACCAGGUCCCGAAGCCUUGGAGCGUGAUCCCCGCCGGUGCCUGAACUGUGGGGCUUAUGUGAAUUUGUACUGUGAUGUGUUGAUUGGCUCUGGGCAAUGGCAGUGUGUCAUUUGCAAAAAGCUGAACAGCAGUGAGGGGGAAUUUGUGGUCUCCAGCAAGCAGGACCUGGUUCAGUGGCCAGAGCUCGUGUCCUCGACUGUCGAUUAUGUGCAUCCAGGGAAUAGGCGGCCAGGCUUGAUCCCGGUGCCUGUCUUGAGGGUCUCUGGUCCCAUUUUUAUUCUCAUAGAUGAGUGUCUUGAUGAGGCGCACCUGCAGCAUCUACAGGGCUCCUUGCAUGCAUUUGUGGAUUCGCUCCCUCCUACAGCAAGGAUUGGAAUCAUCUCCUAUGGUAGAACUGUCUCUGUGUAUGAUUUUUCGGAAGGGGCGGCGGUGUCAGCGGAUGUGCUACCCGGUAGUAAGUCGCUUGCCCAAGAGUCAUUGAAGGUGCUAAUCUACGGGACAGGGGUGUAUUUGUCUCCUAUACAUGCUUCGCUGCCUGUUGCACACACAAUAUUCUCAUCCCUGAGACCCUAUCAGUUUGGUGUGGCGGAAGUAUCGAGGGACCGAUGCCUUGGUGCAGCGGUGGAGGUUGCCCUUGGUAUUAUUCAAGGGCCGUCAGCGGAGUUGUCUCGUGGAAUCAUCAAGAGAUCAGGAGGCAACUGCAGGAUCUUGGUGUGUGCUGGUGGCCCCAACACGUUUGGACCAGGAUCAACACCUCAUUCUGUUCAACACCCAAACUAUGCUUACCUGGAGAAGACAGCUAUGAAGUACAUGGAGAGUCUUGGUCAUGAAGCACGGAGACACAGUACCAUCGUUGACAUUCUUUGUGCUGGAACAUGCCCUGUGAGGGUUCCUGUCCUACAGCCACUGGCGAAGUGUUCUGGUGGUGUGCUUUUACUUCAUGAUGAUUUUGGAGAGGCCUUUGGGGUCAACUUGCAGAGGGCGUCAACUAAAGCAGCUGGCUCUCAUGGCUUAUUUGAGAUUAGAUGUUCAGAUGGCAUGCUUGUCACUCAAGUAAUUGGCCCUGGUGAAGAGGCUUCUCCUGAUUCUCAUGAAACAUUCAAGCAUGACACUUCAUUUUGUAUCCAGAUGCAUAGUGUUGAGGGGACACAGAGUUUUUCCGUGUCUUUGGAGACAAAGGCAGAUAUCAGGAAUGAUUUCAUUUACUUCCAGUUUGCAGUCCGUUACUCUAAUAUGUAUCAAACAGAAAGCACAAGGGUGAUCACUAGCAGGCUGCAAACGGUUGAUGGUUUGUCUGCAUAUCUUUCAAGUGUGCAAGAAGAUGUAGCUUCAGUAAUCAUUGGUAAGAGAACUGUCUUGCGCGCCAGGACUGCCUCCGAUUCUCUUGACAUGAGGCUCACAAUUGACGAAAGAAUUAAGGACAUAGCUCUCAAAUUUGGUACCCAGGUUCCAAAAUCAAAGCUUUAUCGGUUCCCAAAAGAGCUGUCAUCACUCCCUGAGUGUUUGUUUCAUUUGAGAAGGGGGCCACUCUUAGGUAGCAUAAUAGGACAUGAAGAUGAAAGAUCAGUUCUGAGGAGUUUGUUCUUGAAUGCAUCAUUUGACCUCUCGCUCCGUAUGCUUGCACCUCGUUGUAUAAUGCAUCGAGAAGGUGGCACAUUUGAGGAGCUGCCAGCAUAUGAUCUGACCAUGCAAUCUAAUUGUGCAGUGGUACUGGAUCAUGGAACAGAUAUUUUCAUCUGGUUGGGUGCUGAACUAGCAACCCAAGAAGGACAAACUCAAGCAGCUUUGGCAGCAUGUCGUACGCUGGCAGAAGAGCUAAGUGAACUCCGUUUUCCAGCUCCCAGGAUACUUUCAUUCAGAGAAGGGAGCUCUCAGGCUAGAUACUUUGUCUCACGCCUGAUCCCAGCUCACAAGGACCCUACUUAUGAGCAGGAGUCGAGAUUUCCUCAGCUACGGACCCUUGCUCCUGAACUGAGGGCCAGGCUAAAGAGCAGCUUCAUCCACUUUGAUGACCCUAGCUUUUGCGAGUGGAUGCGCAGCCUCAAAUUGGUCCCGCCGGAACCAAGCUAAUGCAAAUAAUUGGAUGAGUGCAAUCAGAAACGAUUGUGGAUAGCCGAGGUUUGGUUUCAAACAGAGUUGCCAAACGAAAUCUGAAAACUUUGCGAGGUAACGCCUAAGGCCCAAACACUUGUUUGGGUUGAUGAAGCGGCAAUUUGUGUGAAGUGAAGCUGUAUAAUUUUGCCUGAUUAUUUUCUCUGAUGUGGUCGCGUAAAUGCAUUAUCUCUUGCCACACAGGCGCGCAAAAUUUUAGACAAUUAGAGCAUCGCUUGUGUUCUCCUGCCUUUGAAGAGUUUGUUGUAUGUCACAUAAUAGGAGUCUGUCCUGGCCAUUCAUUUGAUUCCUUUUACUCCUCGAGGCGAAUCUCAAUUCUCCAUUUGUACAACUUUUUUGUUUUGUUUUGAGAAAGUCCAUUUAUACAAUCA
Molecule: messenger RNA, 3076 nt
Organism: Aegilops tauschii subsp. strangulata
Lineage: Eukaryota; Viridiplantae; Streptophyta; Magnoliopsida; Poales; Poaceae
Product: protein transport protein SEC23 A
Biological process (GO): COPII-coated vesicle cargo loading; endoplasmic reticulum to Golgi vesicle-mediated transport; intracellular protein transport
Cellular component (GO): endoplasmic reticulum exit site; COPII vesicle coat
Molecular function (GO): zinc ion binding; GTPase activator activity
Source: RefSeq, a predicted model, not a curated record